GUCACUCGUUCCUUGUUCCUUCUGGCUGCUUCCGCGCACGAUUCCGUUUCUUUACAGUGCCGUUCUGUUCAAGCCACAUUACGGCUAGUGUCAUUCGGUUCGGUCAUCACGAAAGGUGAAAAAAUAUGACGAUAUCGGUGUGAACAAGAAAUCGCGACGUGACGACGAUUCUAGAGAGUCAGUAGAAAGAAAAUCGAAUCUUUUGAUUAUCCAUAGUGCGGGAGAUGGAAAAAAUGAGCUACCAGAUUACGCUGCAGGAUUGCAUCGGUGGUGAUAGCACCUUCGAUAUUGACGUGUUCGAAAGGACAAUCAUCCAGCAGCAGCAACAGGUUCCGCAGUAUUUUCAGCACCUGACGGUGGAGGAAAAUUCCCAGCAAAUUGGUUCGCUGGAUUUGGUGCUGGUGGCCACUACCAAAGGAGGAGAAAAUACACCCACUACAACGACGACGAGCGAAGGUGGGAAAGUCAAACCAGAUCCGCCUCUCCCUAGUACGGUGGACACCGAGCAGGUCCAAAGCCUGAUCCAGACGAACCACCAGCCUCCGAGGAAUAUUGAUAGUAUCGAUGCACCUCCUAGUGAUAUGAUUCUAUUAGAGAAAAUUGAUGAUGAUCAGGAGGAGGACGGAGGUUUUUCUUCAUCCGAAUUGUGUAGUCAGUACGAAAACAAUACUCUAAACGAUGAAGGAGAGCCAUCGCAUGCCACUAUCACAAUGGAGGGUCUUGAUGAGCAAGGAAUGGCCCGUUAUCGGUGCGACUAUGGUGAUUGUGAUCGGAGUUACAGUACGGUGGGAAACCUUCGUACCCACAUGAAAACUCAUCGAGGAGAGUACAAAUUUAAAUGCACCGAGGUCGGCUGCACCAAAGCCUUCCUAACCUCGUACAGCCAGAAGAUCCACAUCCGGGUGCACACCAAAGUUAAACCGUUCGUGUGUGCCGAGAGUAGUUGUCGCAAGGCGUUCAACACUCGGUACCGGCUGCGUGCUCACGAGAGGCUCCACAAUGGGGAAACCUUCAACUGCGAGGUUUGUUCCAAAUUUUUCACCACCCUCAGCGAUCUGAAGAAGCACUCGCGGGUGCACACCCAGGAGAGGCCGUACAAAUGCAAAGAGGACAAAUGUGGCAAAGCAUUCACCGCAUCACAUCACCUGAAAACGCACAGCCGCACACAUUCGGGGGAGCGACCGUUUUUCUGCGCUGUUACCGAGUGCCAGAAAUCCUUCAGCACUCCCCACAGUCUCAAGUCGCAUACCAAGACCCAUGAAAAAUUGAAGAAGAAAUCCUCAAAGUCAUCGAAGCAACGUAAAGUAGCAAAAACCGUGAAACCGGUCGUAAAAAAAGAAAAGCAAGAGGCAAAAUCUACAGAAGAUGAACCGCAGCCACCACCGCCUACACUGGAAUCAGUUGUUGCCGAAAACCAACUCCAGGAAGAACCCUUCAACCUUCUCGAUUUUCAUGAAUCCAAAGCCCUGGAGAUGGCUUUGGCCUCCGAGGAAGAAUUCAACUCCCCGUGGGUUGAUAUCUCUGUUCUGGAGACGAAACCACUGGCUUUGGACCCCGUAACGUCAUCAUGUGUAGCGCUACCCACCAAUGUUCCCUCGUACGUAGAUUUGCCGUUCAACGUGAACGUGGCAGACUUCGUUCAAUCGGAUGUCGGCAAUUCGGAUGGUGACUUGUUCAUGGGUAGUUAUUACGACGAAGGUUUACUGGAAGCCAACGCGAGCAAAGAGAUUGAUGAAGCAAUUCAAAACAGUGAGCAUAAUGUGACCGAUCGAAAGCGGGAAACUGACACGAUUUUGAAUGAAUUGUUCCUGGAGGGAUUACUUCCUUCAUCGUCAGAUUCCGUGGAAACUUCUCAAGACACUAACAACAACAACCUCUGCCCGGAGCCUGUGAAAACUUUAAAGGACAUCACGGCCGAUGCAGACAUCUGUAGAUGCGUAAACUGUCAGUGUGAUCCGUUGCAGGGAUGCAUCGGAGGGUGUGGCCCCGAUCGUCCUUGCCAAACUAGUCAACAGCCUAUGCAGCCUUUGGUGGAAUCGAUGCCGACAAACCCAUCGCUGCAGAACUUUAACAGCUUAUACCAAACCCAACAAGAAACUGUUCCUGUCCCACCGAAAUCCGGUGGCUGCUGCGGUGGCAAAAAGGGAGCAAAUCAACCACAACAAGAAACUCAGUACAGCAGUUAUAAUUACUCAGCUACGCCGGAACCCAUCACAGAUUUGUUGACUAACAUACUCGGACAGCAGGGCUGCCACUGUAGUGGCCCCAUGGAAGGCGUGACCAAGGGUUGCUGUGUAGUAAUCUGCUUGAAAACACUGGAAACUCUACGCAACGUGCUGACCACUCAACCGAACCUGAUCCGAUGCCAUAGCUCCAGCGGCAGUGCCAUAGCGAACUAGAAGGCUAUUUUAAGUGAUGAACUCAAACGCCAAAUUGUUACAAACGCACUUUUUAGGUUUUCGUUUUUUUUAUUAGAUGUAAGAUUGAUAUUGUAACAAAUGGAUCGGCAUAGCCGAAUCCAUCUCCAAAGUUAUCUCUCACCAUGAGAGAAUGAAAUGAUAUUCAUUGUUCUUUUUUU
This is a messenger RNA of Uranotaenia lowii, 2578 nucleotides long. Its product is annotated as zinc finger protein ZXDC-like. Gene Ontology annotation, biological process: regulation of transcription by RNA polymerase II. Bases 225 to 2399 code for a protein of 724 amino acids. Lineage: Eukaryota; Metazoa; Arthropoda; Insecta; Diptera; Culicidae. The transcript is spliced from 6 exons. The record is from RefSeq and is a predicted model, not a curated record. Gene Ontology annotation, cellular component: nucleus.